Molecule: messenger RNA, 6272 nt
Organism: Cheilinus undulatus (humphead wrasse)
Lineage: Eukaryota; Metazoa; Chordata; Actinopteri; Labriformes; Labridae
Exons: 3
Coding region: 1280-6154 (1624 amino acids)
Biological process (GO): regulation of transcription by RNA polymerase II
Molecular function (GO): RNA polymerase II cis-regulatory region sequence-specific DNA binding; DNA-binding transcription factor activity
Source: RefSeq, a predicted model, not a curated record
UUGCAUGUGCUAGCGUUAGCUUAGCCAACUCCAGUCGUUUUAAUGGACGCGGUUAGCCUGUUUGUUUGACAACCAGUAUGGUUGUCUGAAAUAGAAGCCAAGAGUCCAUAAAUUCAUUCUGUUGGAAGUACAUCGCUACGGAGCCCGGGAGGCUAGCUUCUUGACUGAUGGCGAGCUAAAGGAGCAGGGCUAGAGCCUACAGAGACUGACUAACUAUUGAAGAGUCGCUCUUCUCCUGCCAGGCAGAUAUCCAGCAGCUUCUGAUGAGCCAAGAAGAACUUUCCAGUCUGGAUCAGGAGGACACUGAGCCCCCACUCAUUAAAGAGGAACAGGAGCAGCUGUUGAGCAGUUAGGAGGGAGAGAUGCUUCAAGGGCUGGAGGAGAAUGACACCACCAUGUUCCCCUUCUUUCUUGUGAUUGUGAAACAUCAAGAUACUGAAGAGAAACUUCAGUUUUCAAAGCCUUAUUGAACACAAAGUGAAACAAGGAAAGAAGAGUAAAAUGUUUAAUGGAAAUAUAAACUGACAAACUACAGUACCUUCACAUGGCACAUGACAGAGGAGAGAAACUCUACAGCUACAAUGACUGUAAUCAGACAUUCUCUUAGCAGCGUCAGGCAACAAAACACAUUUGUGUUGGAGGACAGGCUUCAGAGCAUCAUUAAAACCCCAGUGAGAAAAAGAGAGCGCGGGAAACAGGAGCUGACAGAGAAAAGUGUGGAGGAGCAGAGCCAACCAGGAACUCAGAUCCAGAGAGACAUUUACACCCAGAGACUAGGGGCAUGAUUGAGGGCUUCUCUGGAGCUGAAACUGAUGACAAUGAUGGCUUGAGGGAGACCAGAGAUAAACAGUCAGGUUCUAAAACUGAGGGACAAAAGACUGACAAGACAUCACAUGUGUACCCUGAUUGUGGUAAAACAAUUAAAAGAAAACAGGUCUGACUAGGCAUAUAAGAAGCCACACAGGAGAGAAACCCUUUACUUGUUUUGAGUGUGGAAGAAGCUCGAACGAAAAGGGAAAUCUGACCAAACACAUGUUGGUUCACACAGGAGAGAAACCCUUCAGUUGCUCUUAUUGCAGUAAAAGGUUUAAUCAGAAGUCUACUCUGAAAUGUCACAUGGCACGCCACAAAGGGGAAACACCAUUCAGUUCUGUUUGUGAGAAGAGAUUUGUCCUAAAAUCCUUUCUGACAUCACACGUUGAUUCACACAGGAAAGAAACCCUUUUGCUGCUCUUUUUGCAGUAAAAGAUUUAAUAAGAAGGCCAAUCUGAAAAGUCAUAUGGAACAUUACAGAGGAGAGAAACCCUACAGUCACAGUGCUUGUCAACAAAGAUUCUCUUGGCAUUGUCAGUUAAAAAGCCACAAAUGUAAUGGAGGUCAAGCUUCAGAGCUCCAUCAAAACCAAAGUCAGGAGAACAGAGAAUCAAAAAUGGGAGCUAAAGAGGAAAAUGAGGAACUGUGGUGCAGUCAGAAAGGAGAGCAGCUUCAUGGAUGGAAAGAAGCUGAUAACACCAUGUUCCCCCUCAGUUCUGUUUCUAUGAAUAGAGAAGAUGAUGAAAAGAAACAUCAGUUUUCAAAGCUUCAUCAGAGACAAAUCAGACAGAUAACAACAGGAGCUUUUGGAAAGGACUGUAGAGGAGCAGAAGCAGCCAGGAACUCAGAUCCAAAAAGACAUUUAGAUCUCAAAACCGAUGGUGAUGGAGAGACCAAACAGUCUGUUGUAACUGAUGACAGUAUUGAUAGUGAUUUUUGGAAAAAGAGGAGGCAACACCAUUCAGGUUUCACUUAUCAGAGAAAGAAAACAGCCUCAGUAAGUAAUGGAUGUAAUCUUGUUAAGAAUGCAAUUCUCUAUUUUCAUAAUGUUGCUCAAUCUGACCCCAGGAAAAACCAUCAUGUUAACAUUGAUUUAUGCAACAAUCAGAAGCAUCUUCAGUCAGAUCCAAACUUUAUGAAACGAAAGGAAAUGUCUGAAAGCUGUGCAGAGAAUCCCUCCCCUGGCUUGCUGGUGCCUCAUAAAGAAAGCUCUCAGUCCUCACAGCUUUAUCAGAAACAAACUGAACAGAUGGAAACAGGAGCUGGUGGAGAGAACUGUGGAGAAGCAGAACCAGCAAGGAGCUCAGAUCAGACUGAGGACUCUUGUGGACAUGAGACUGACAAUUGUUUUGAACAGAAGGAGACAAGAGAUCAGAUGGGUUUAAACUCUGUGAGAAAUGAUAGAAUCUCACAAAGUGUAGUAACAUUUGACUAUGAAAUGGAUCAAGUUUUCUACUCUGAGUUUGACCAUGUGUUGAACAACCAUUCUCCAAUGAAGAUCCACAGAAACAAUCAAAAAGAAGACAAACUUUUAAAUCCUCAAGCAUCUGAGAACCAUUUCACAAGAAAAGGAAGACUGGACCAGCAUGGGAUAGUCUAUAAAGGGGCACAAAGAGGGGCAAAGCAGGAAGACCCAGAGCCUCCACUUAUUAAGGAAGAACAGGAGGAAGUCAGCAUCAAUCAGUCUGAUUGCACCUUAUUCCCCUUCACUCCUGUCUCUGUUAAGACUGAAGAUGAGGAAGAGAAACCUCAGUCCUCACAGCUUCAUCAAAGUCAAAGUGAGCAGAUUGAAACAGGAGCUGAUGGAGAGGACUUUGGAGGAGCAGAACCAGCCAGGACUGGGGUCAAGACUGAAGACUCUGCUGGAACUGAUGAUAGUGUUGGCAGUGAUUUUUGGACAGAGACCAGAGAACGCCGGCCAAACCUCAAUAAUGAGCAGACUGAGAAGAAAUCAUACAGCUGUACAGAGUGUGGCAAAAUAUUCAAAUGGAAGCAUCAUCUGCUCCGGCACCUGACAAAUCACACAGGAGAGAAACGCUUUAGCUGUACUGAGUGUGGUAAAAUAUUUAAACAGAAGCAUCAUCUGCUCCGGCACCUGAGAAUUCACACAGGAGAGAAACCCUUUACUUGUUUUGAGUGUGGAAGACGCUUUAAUGAAAAAGGAAAUCUGACCAACCACAUGUUGGUUCACACAGGAGAGAAACCCUUUACUUGUUCUGAGUGUGGAAGAAGCUUUAAGGAAAAGGGAUCUCUGACCAAACACAUGUUGGUACACACACAGGAAAAGCCCUUCAGCUGCUCUUAUUGCAGUAAAAGAUUUAAACGUAAGUUUACUUUGAAAUGUCAUAUGGCAUGUCACACAGGGGAAACACCGUUCAGUUGUUCAGUUUGUGAGAAGAGAUUUGGCAUAAAGUCCAGCCUGACCAAACACAUGUUGGUUCACACAGGAGAGAAACCCUUUACUUGUUUUGAGUGUGGAAGAAGCUUUAAGGAAAAAGGAUCUCUGACCAAACACGUGUUGGUACACACACAGGAAAAGCCCUACAGCUGCUCUUAUUGCAGUAAAAGAUUUAAACGUACGUUUACUCUGAAAAGUCAUAUGGCACGCCACAGAGGGGAAACACCAUUCAGUUGUUCUGUUUGUGAGAAGAGAUUUAGCAUAAAGUCCAGCCUGACCAAACACAUGUUGGUUCACACAGGCGAGAAACCCUUUACUUGUUUUGAGUGUGGAAGAAGCUUUAAGGAAAAAGGAUCUCUGACCAAACACAUGUUGGUACACACACAGGAAAAGCCCUUCAGCUGCUCUUAUUGCAGUAAAAGAUUUAAUCGUAGGUUUUCUCUUAAAUAUCAUAUGGCAUGUCACAGAGGAGAACGACCAUUCAGUUGUUCUGUGUGUGAAAAGAGAUUUGUCCUAAAAUCCUGCCUGACAUCACACAUGUUGGUUCACACAGGAGAGAAACCAUUUUGCUGCUCUUUUUGCAGUAAAAGAUUUAAUCAUAAGUCUUCUCAGAAACUUCACCUGGUACGUCACAGAGGAGAGAAACUUUACAGUUGCAGUGUUUGUCAACAAAGAUUCUCUUGGCGUUGUCAGUUAAAAAGCCACAAAUGUAAUGGAGGUCAGGCUUCAGAGCUUCAUCAAAACCAAAGUCAGGAGAACAGAGAAUCAAAAAUGGGAGCUAAUGAGGAAAAUGAGGAACUGUGGCGCAGUCAGAAAGGAGAGCAGCUUCAUGGACGGAAAGAAGCUGAUAACACCAUGUUCCCCCUCAGUUCUGUUUCUGUGAAUAGAGAAGAUGAUGAAAAGAAACAUCAGUUUUCAAAGCUUCAUCAGAGACAAAUCAGACAGAUAACAACAGGAGCUUUUGGAAAGGACUGUAGAGGAGCAGACGCAGCCAGGAACUCAGAUCCAGAAAGACAUUUAGAUCUCAAAACCGAUAGUGAUGGAAAGACCAAACAGUCUGUUGUAACUGAUGACAGUAUUGAAAGUGAUUUUUGGAAAAAGAGGAGGCUACACCAUUCAGGUUUCACUUAUCAGAGAAAGAAAACAGCCUCAGUAAAUAAUGGAUGUAAUCUUGUUAAGAAUGCAAUUCUCUAUUUUCAUAAUGUUGCUCAAUCUGACCCCAGGAAAAACCAUCAUGUUAACAUUGAUUUAUGCAACAAUCAGAAGCAUCUUCAGUCAGAUCCAAACUUUAUGAAACGAAAGGAAAUGUCUGAAAGCUGUGCAGAGAAUCCCUCCCCUGGCUUGCUGGUGCCUCAUAAAGAAAGCUCUCAGCCCUCACAGCUUUAUCAGAAACAAACUGAACAGAUGGAAACAGGAGCUGGUGGAAAGAACUGUGGAGAAGCAGAACCAGCAAGGAGCUCAGAUCAGAUUGAGGACUCUUGUGGACAUGAGACUGACAAUUGUUUUGAACAGAAGGAGACAAGAGAUCAGAUGGGUUUAAACUCUGUGAGAAAUGAUAGAAUCUCACAAAGUGUAGUAACAUUUGACUAUGAAAUGGAUCAAGUUUUCUACUCUGAGUUUGACCAUGUGUUGAACAACCAUUCUCCAAUGAAGAUCCACAGAAACAAUCAAAAAGAAGACAAACUUUUAAAUCCUCAAGCAUCUGAGAACCAUUUCACAAGAAAAGGAAGACUGGACCAGCAUGGGAUAGUCUAUAAAGGGGCACAAAGAGGGGCAAAGCAGGAAGACCCAGAGCCUCCACUUAUUAAGGAAGAACAGGAGGAAGUCAGCAUCAAUCAGUCUGAUUGCACCUUAUUCUCCUUCACUCCUGUCUCUGUUAAGACUGAAGAUGAGGAAGAGAAACCUCAGUCCUCACAGCUUCAUCAAAGUCAAAGUGAGCAGAUUGAAACAGGAGCUGAUGGAGAGGACUUUGGAGGAGCAGAACCAGCCAGGAACUCAGAUCCAGAGAGACAUUUCCAAUCAGAGCCUGGGGUCAAGACUGAAGACUCUGCUGGAACUGAUGAUAGUGUUGGCAGUGAGUUUUGGACAGAGACCAGAGAAUGCCGGCCAAACCUCAAUAAUGAGCAGACUGAGAAGAAAUCAUACAGCUGUACAGAGUGUGGCAAAAUAUUCAUAAGGAAGUAUCAUCUGCUCCGGCACCUGAGAAUUCACACAGGAGAGAAACCCUUUAGCUGUACUGAGUGUGGUAAAAGAUUUAAUGAGCAAAGAAAUCUGACUGAACAUAUGUAUAUUCACAAUGGAGAAAAGCCCUUCAGCUGUUCUCACUGUAGUAAAAGAUUUUGCAAUAAAUCUAAUCUUAACAUGCACAUGGUGAUUCACACAGGAGAGAAACCCUUCAGCUGCCCUGAGUGUGGUAAAAGAUUUAAUGAUAAAGGAAGUCUGACUAAACAUAUGUCACUUCACAGAGGAGAAAAAUCCUUUAGCUGUUCUCAUUGUAGUAAAAGAUUUUACACUAAAUCUAACCUUAACAAACACAUGGUGAUUCACAGAGAAGAGAAACCUUUUGGCUGCUCUGUUUGUAAUAAAAGAUUUAAACUAAAAGGAACUUUGAAAGCACACAUGUCAGUUCACAGAGGAGAGAAACCUUUUAGCUGCUCAGAGUGCAGUAGAAGUUUUAAGAGUAAACAAGGUCUGACAGGACAUAUGUCACUUCACAGAGAAGAGAAACCCUUCAGCUGCUUUGAGUGCAGUAAAGGUUUUAACCAAAAGAGAACUCUGACCAAACACAUGUUGAUUCACAACGAAGAGAAACUCAAAAGAAAAGCAGAAAUAGGGGCUAAUAGAGAGGACUGUGGAGGAAAAGAACCAGCCAGGAACUCAGAUCCAGAGAGACAUUAUCAACCAGAGACUGAGGUUAAGACUGAAGAUCCCUGCUCUUUUUAGACCACGAGACACUGAUCAAAGACCGACUGUUAAUAAACCUUUGCUCCUUUGUUUGAAUUCUCAACCAUGCAGUAUUAAUGUAUCAGUGUGUAUCAGUUUACAUUGUAUUAAAAUCGAU